UGCUUGCGCUGGAGAAUCUUCUGUGAGUCGAUUUCCAUGGCGAGGAGAAGAGAACGAACAGAGCACAAGAAUUUUACUCUUCGAAUCUCAAUUGAGAGACGCGCGUUCGGCAAUUCAUUGGCCCAGGCGACACUCUCCGUUGGAGAAAUAAGGCCGCAGAUUUCUCUCCCAUCGCCUCACUCCUCCGCCUCUACACUCUUCUCUUCCUUCAGUCUCUUCGAUUCGCCCCGUCCUUCACCGUCGGUUUCUCCCAACUGCGCAGCUUCCUUGGUUUUUGACUCCGGACUGCAUUCCACUGGACGCAGACGGAUUUGUAUAGCUAUGGUUCAGCAGGCAGCUCAAGGAGCUCCGGUGAUUUAUGCUAAGGAGAUGGAGAGACUCUCUGCUAAGGAAUCGCUGCUGUUGGCUCUGGAUCUUAUCAGAGGCUCACGAUGAUUUCUUAUCUUGGUGUGGAAAUUCUAAGUUUCAAUUGCUUUGGGGAAUGGAUGAUGAGCUUGACCAGCUGAAACAUACUCUUUCAGCCAUGGAAGCUGUGCUUCUUGAUGCAGAGGAGCAACAAUCCAAAAGCCAUGCAGUGAAGAAUUGGAUUUCACGGGUCAAAGAGGCUUUCUAUGAUGUUGAUGACUUGAUUGACGAGUUCGCGUAUGAAACCUUGAGGCGGCAAGUUAUCACCAAAGGUAAAAGAGGAGCGAAAGAGGUACGUGAAGUUUUCUCUAUACCUCAUCAGGUUGCAUUUCGAUUUGAAAUGAGUCACAAAAUUAAAGACAUUAAAGAGAAACUGAAAGCUAUUGAUGUUGAUAAAAGUCAAUUCCAUUUCUCUGAGCGUAUGAUAAAUAUUCGAGAUGAUGAGCUGAGGAAGAGUCGAGAGACUUCCUCUUUUAUAUGUGAUGAUGAAGUGGUGGGUAGGGAUGAUGAUAGAAAAGCAAUUAUAGAUCUUCUCCUAAAUACAGAUACUAAUGACAAGGAGAACGUUGCUGUGAUUGCCAUAGUUGGUAUGGGAGGAUUAGGAAAGACUGCACUUGCUCAAUCUGUCUACAAUAAUGAAUACAUAACAAAGCAUUUUGAGUUGAAAUUAUGGGUGUGUAUUUCUGAAGACUUUGAUGUAAAGGUUAUCGUUGAAAAGAUUAUAGAGUCUGCAACAACAAAGAAACCUGAGAUCCUUCAAAUGGAUUUGUUGCAAAGUGAACUUAGAAGACAUAUUGAUGGGAAAAAGUACUUGCUCAUCAUGGAUGAUGUGUGGAAUGAAGAUCACGAAAAAUGGGUUACUCUCAAAAGAUUAUUAAUGGGUGGUGCACCAGGCAGUAGAAUUUUGAUCACAACGCGUCCUCAACGAGUUGCAGAGACUUUUGACACAACUUCAUCAUAUGCUUUAGGAGUAUUGGACGACAAAAGUGCUUGGUUAUUGUUUAAAAAAAUGGCUUUUGGAGGUGAAGAAUCAGAAAAAGAACUUGAAAAUUCAAAACUAAUCGAAAUUGGCAAGGAGAUUUUGGUAAAGUUAAAAGGUCUUCCUCUUGCAAUAAGAACAAUAGGACGUCUUCUACAUGCCAAAAAACCAGAACAUCAUCUCUGGUUGGCUUUCAAGGAAAAUGAGCUUUCUCGAGUUUUAGAGCAAAGAGAGGAGGCACAAUUCAUGCUAUCAAUACUGGAGCUUAGUUUUAACCAUCUCCGGUCUAGUUUGAAGCAAUGUUUUUUAUAUUGUGCUUUAUUUCCCAAGGAUUAUAACAUUCAAAAGGAUGAAGUGAUAAAGCAAUGGGUGGCACAAGGUUUCGUUCAAUCAAUUGGCAUAAUUGAGCCGUAUGAUAUUGGUGAAGAUUAUUUCAUGGAAUUAUUAUCAAGGUCAUUCUUUCAAGACGUCACAAGAAAUGAAAUGGGUAUCGUAACAGAGUGUAAGAUGCAUGAUUUGAUACAUGAUCUUGCUUGUUCAAUAGUAAAAAAUGAAUAUGUUUCUAUGGGUGUGAAUGAUAGCACUGUCAUUGACAGAACCCGACACAUCUCAAUUUACCAUAGAUUCAGUAUGAAAUUGGAAUCCAUAAAAUUAUUGUUUGAGGCAAAAAAUUUAAGGACAUUAAUUAUUGAUGCUCGAGAUAAGGAUUGCCGGAAAGUCCUUAACCUAAUCCCUCUCAAAUUUUUGCGAUUAAGGACAUUGAGUUUGAAUUUUAGCUAUGCUAUUACUUCAAAAGUAUUGCCAAGAGCUAUUGGCAAGUUGAAACAUUUAAGAUAUCUGAAGAUACGUCUAUUCGAACUUCAAUUCCUUCCGAAUUCGAUAACUAAGUUGUAUAAUUUGGAAACACUUGUCCUUGAUGACUGUAAACUUUUACAAGAGUUGCCGAGAGAUGCAAAAAAUUGGAUGAAGCUGAGGUAUCUAAGCCUUGCUAGAAAUAAGGAGAUAAAAUAUCUUCCAGAUUCUAUUGCUGCAUUGCACAAUUUGGAAACACUCAUCCUUCAAGAUUGUUCUCUAUUAAAAGAAUUGCCAAAAGAUAUUAAAAAAUGUGUCAACCUUAAGCAUCUUGAUUUACGUGGGUGCCAUGCUUUGACUCAUAUGCCUAAAGGAUUAGGAGAGCUUACUCGUCUUCAAACAAUGAAUUUGUUUGUACUCAAGAAAGAUAUUGGUUGUGAUUUAAGCGAGUUGAAUAGACUUGACAAGUUGAAGGGAUCAUUGACCAUUAAAGGUUUGGAAGUUUGUACAACGGAUGAUUUGGAAAAGAGUUCUUUUAACUUGCGAUUGAUGUCGGGUGUUCAAGAGUUAAAGCUAGUUUGGAACAAUUCAAAAGAUGAGCAUAUGAAUAUUGUCCUGGACAAUGAGGGCAAAGGGGUUUUACAAUGCUUACAGCCACAUUCAAAGGUUCGAAAUAUAGAUAUAUGCGGAUAUCGAGAAGUCAGACUAUGUGAUUGGCUAUCUUCUAAUACCCUUAUUCACUUGGUCAGCAUAAAGCUUUCAGAUUGCUUCAAAUUGCAAGCUCUCCCACAAUUUGAUCAAUUUCCUUUUCUCAAGCAUUUGAGUCUCAAAUCAUUACCCAACAUUGAGUACAUGGACAACAACAACGAAUAUUCUUCAUCAUCAAUGUUUCUUCCAUCUCUUGAGAAAUUAAGCCUUAUAGACAUGCACAAUUUAAAAGGAUGGUGGAAGGGUGAAACUUCAUCAGAAGCUUCUCCCGACAAUGCAUCAUUUCCUAUAACAAUGUCUUGCAUCAUUUCCUAUAACAAUGUCUUGCCUUUGUGAACUUGAGAUCGAUGCUUGUCCUCAUUUGGCUUCAAUUCCUUGGCGUGCACCAUUGAAGUCGCUGCAACUGAGUGCAAUUAGUUCACAACUACUUAAUAUGGUAAUUGAAAUGACUCUCAAUCAUUGUGUUGAAGAGUCUUCUUC
Messenger RNA from Cucurbita pepo subsp. pepo (vegetable marrow), 3364 nucleotides. The record is from RefSeq and is a predicted model, not a curated record. Lineage: Eukaryota; Viridiplantae; Streptophyta; Magnoliopsida; Cucurbitales; Cucurbitaceae.